CAUGUUUUUCUUUUUCCUUUCCCUUCACUGCAGCCUGACAAUGAAAUCUCUUCAGAAUGUAACCACUUGUUGUGGAACUACAAGGCUAACCUGACUACAGACCCAAAGUUUGACUCCGUGGCCAGAGAUGUCUGUAAAUCCACCAUAGCAGAGAUCAAAGACUGUGCAGAGGAGUCAGUUAAAAGAGGCUAUUUGGUGUCCUGUCUGGUGGAACACAGAGGUAACAUCACUGAAUACCAGUGUCAUCAGUAUAUCACCAAAAUGACAGCCAUAGUCUUCAGUGAUUACCGUCUGAUCUGUGGCUUCAUGGAAGACUGCAAGGCUGAUAUCAACUUUCUCAAAUGUGGCAGUAUUCGACCUGGAGAAAAGGAUGCCCACUCACAAGGAGAAGUGGUGGCUUGCUUGGAAAAAGGCCUGGUAAAAGAGGCAGAAGAGACGGAUGGUAGAGUUCAGGUUUCUGAUCGUUGUAAGAAAGCGAUUCUUCGGGUGGCUGAACUCUCUUCUGAUGACUUCCACUUGGACAGACACCUGUACUUUGCAUGCCGAGAUGAUCGAGAACGCUUCUGUGAAAAUACGCAAGCUGGGGAAGGUCGGGUGUACAAGUGCCUCUUUAACCACAAGUUUGAAGAAUCUAUGAGUGAAAAAUGUCGUGAUGCUCUGACAACCCGUCAGAAGCUAAUAGCCCAAGAUUAUAAAGUCAGCUACUCAUUAGCAAAGUCCUGCAAAAGUGAUCUGAAGAAGUACCGCUGUAAUGUGGAGAAUCUUCCCCGAUCUCGAGAAGCCAGACUUUCCUACCUGCUGAUGUGUUUGGAGUCUGCUGUACACAGAGGUCGGCAGGUGAGCAGUGAGUGCCAGGGUGAAAUGUUGGAUUACCGGCGCAUGCUAAUGGAAGACUUUUCACUCAGCCCAGAGAUCAUCCUCAGCUGCCGAGGCGAGAUUGAGCACCACUGCUCAGGGCUGCAUCGGAAAGGGCGUACUUUGCAUUGCCUGAUGAAAGUUGUGCGUGGGGAGAAGGGGAGUGUUGGGCUGAACUGCCAGCAGGCGCUUCAAACUCUGAUUCAAGAGACUGACCCUGGCGCAGAUUACCGCAUUGACAGAGCUCUGAAUGAAGCUUGUGAAUCAGUAAUACAGACUGCUUGCAAACACAUUCGAUCUGGAGACCCCAUGAUUCUGUCUUGCCUAAUGGAGCAUUUGUACACUGAGAAGAUGGUAGAAGACUGUGAACACAGGCUCCUGGAACUCCAGUACUUUAUUUCUCGGGAUUGGAAAUUGGACCCUGUUCUUUACCGCAAGUGUCAGGGAGAUGCCUCUCGGCUCUGCCAUACCCAUGGGUGGAAUGAGACUAGUGAGCUGAUGCCUCCAGGAGCUGUGUUUUCCUGCUUGUAUAGACAUGCAUACCGCACAGAGGAGCAGGGAAGGAGGUUAUCACGAGAGUGCAGAGCAGAAGUACAGCGAAUCCUUCACCAGCGUGCCAUGGACGUGAAACUAGAUCCAUCCCUCCAGGACAAGUGCCUGAUUGACUUAGGGAAAUGGUGCAGUGAAAAAACAGAAACAGGACAGGAACUCGAAUGUCUCCAGGACCAUCUUGAUGACUUGGUGGUUGAAUGCAGAGACAUAGUUGGAAACUUGACUGAGCUGGAGUCUGAGGAUAUUCAGAUUGAAGCCUUGCUGAUGAGAGCGUGUGAGCCCAUCAUUCAAACAUUCUGUCAUGAGGUGGCAGAUAACCAAAUAGACUCUGGUGACCUAAUGGAAUGUCUGAUCCAGAACAAACAUCAGAAGGAGAUGAAUGAGAAGUGUGCUAUUGGAGUCACUCACUUCCAGCUGGUUCAAAUGAAGGAUUUCAGAUUCUCUUACAAAUUUAAAAUGGCUUGCAAAGAAGAUGUGCUGAAACUUUGCCCCAACAUCAAAAAAAAGGUAGAUGUGGUGAUCUGCUUGAGCACUACUGUGCGUAACGACACUCUGCAGGAUGCCAAGGAGCACAGGGUGUCUCUGAAGUGCCGCAAACAGUUGCGUGUUGAGGAGCUAGAGAUGAGUGAGGAUAUCAGGCUUGAACCAGAGCUGUAUGAGGCUUGUAAGAAUGACAUCAAGAACUACUGCCAGAAUGUGCCUUAUGGCAAUGCUCAGAUUAUCGAGUGUUUGAAAGAAAUUAAGAAGCAGCUGAGCACCCGAUGUCACCAAAAAGUGUUUAAACUGCAGGAGACGGAAAUGAUGGAUCCUGAGUUGGACUAUACACUUAUGAGGGUCUGCAAACAGAUGAUCAAGAGGUUCUGCCCAGAGGCAGAUUCAAAGAACAUGCUUCAGUGUUUGAAACAGAAUAAGAACAGCGAGGUGAUGGACCCUAAAUGCAAACAAAUGAUUACCAAGCGGCAGAUUACACAGAAUACAGAUUACCGCUUAAAUCCAGUGCUCAGGAAGGCUUGUAAAGCAGACAUUCCCAAAUUUUGCCAAAAUAUCCUAAGUAAGGCAAAGGAUGAUACAGAAUUGGAGGGGCAAGUUAUCUCAUGCCUGAAGUUGAAAUACGCAGACCAGCGUCUGUCUUCAGACUGCGAGGAUCAGAUCCGAGUGAUAAUCCAGGAAUCGGCUCUUGAUUACCGGCUAGAUCCCCAGCUUCAGAUGCACUGUUCUGAAGAGAUAACCAACCUGUGUGCAGAGGAAGCAGCAGCUCAGGAACAAACUGGACAGGUGGAAGAAUGUCUGAAAGUUAAUCUGCUCAAAAUUAAAGCUGAAAUGUGUAAAAAGGAGGUGCUCAACAUGUUAAAGGAGAGCAAAGCGGACAUAUUUGUUGACCCAGUGCUGCACACAGCCUGUGCCCUAGACAUCAAACACCACUGUGCUGCCAUCCCACCAGGGAGAGGACGCCAAAUGUCUUGCCUUAUGGAAGCUUUGGAAGAUAAGCGUGUGAGACUGCAGCCUGAAUGUAAGAAACGCCUUAAUGAUCGGAUUGAAAUGUGGAGUUACGCAGCAAAGGUUGCCCCAGCAGAAGGUUUUUCUGAUCUUGCCAUGCAAGUUAUGACUUCUCCGUCCAAGAAUUACAUUCUGUCUGUGAUCACAGUUGGCAUCUGCGUACUCUUCCUGAUCGGCCUGAUGUGUGGACGCAUCACCAAGCGGGUGACACGAGAACUCAAGGACAGGUAGAGCCUGGACUGCCUGCUGAAGAAAUGCCUGCCUAGUGCCCAGUUUGUACAGUUCUCUUCUGUAUAGCCUACCCAUCCCUUCUUGUGAGAGGAGAAUAAAAAAAAUUAGAACAGCAGCAGGUGUUGGCUCCGUUUUCCCAUCUUGGAUUUCAUCCAUGGCACCUUCAUCAUCCUAUGACAGUUUGUGUGCAGCAUUGGCAGCCCAGCCAGCAGCUUUUGUUCCCCUUUGUUAGCGGACUCUCGUUAACCUGCCUGUAGACGAGUCUCUUUAUUGUACUGUUGGAACUGCCUUCACUCUAAAUCAGACUGACAUGACCUGCAGCUCAAGCAGUUUUUAAGUACAUUUUUAAAGGAAGAAAAAAUACAUCUGCAUACCAACCAUGAUUUAGGCAAUGAUUCAUACUGGCAUACAUUCAUGUUCUGUGACUGGGUAAACUUGAGUCAGGAAAUAGAGGGUAAAUUGCAUCUCACCAGAGUUGGCCUUGUUUUGGACAUCUUACUCAUCCUUUACCAAGCAUCUUCAGAGUAGUGUCACGGACAGCUUAUGGACAGUAGGCAAUGAUGUCACCCUCUAUUGAAUGUCCUGCUUGUGUUACUGUGGUUGCUAAAAAAAAAAAAAAAAAAUGCCCUCCAACUCCAUUUCUUCCUUUGUCACUCACAGGAUAGUAUAAAAUGGCCAGGGUUAGAAACUCCAGUGAUCUUAUCCUCAUAUGAGCAGGACAGCCUUUACUUCAUUAGGCUUGAAAGAUGGUAUCAAGACCAGGUGCAAAAGAGCCAGUCAGCAGCAUACAAUGCAGUAAACAUCCCAGCUACCUAGCCUGUCAACCUGUAUUCAUCACUGGCAAUUUGGUAGAAGUUAAAGUUCCUUUAUUACACUUCUGUAGCCAAGAAGACCAUUUUGAGCAAGUCAGUCAAAGAUGAUGGUAGUGACAUAUUGGUGACUCUGGUUUGCCCAGUGAUGCUUUAUUGGAUUAAGGGUUCCAGUUUUUUUGGUAAAAGGAUCAUUUAAAGAUUAGUUUUGAUUCAUUGUCUUGAGUUAAAACAUUUAAAAAAAAACAAAACUAAAUUUUUGGUUGAUAGGUACAGAAUCUGGCAUCUAUGGAUGUAGGACAGAGGAGCUGGCCCUAAAUAUCAAGCAGCAGAGAUUUGGGGAAUAUAAUGUGUGAAGGGGAGAAAUGUAUGCAUCAUUAAUGGGAAUAAGUUUUUGUGGUUGCCCAUUGAUGUGCACAGUUAGGUUAUUGUUGCAUUUCCAGAAGUUGAUGCCCAGGCUGACUUCCCACCUCUAGCAAGGUGUUUUGCAGAAGUAGUUCCUUUGGCGGCAGUAACUUACCUUCUUUGUUCCUCAAGAACAUGUAAGAGUGGAGCUUUUAGGACCCAUAAUGGUUGGGAUCUAGGAUACAUUAGGCUGAGUGAAAAUGAUUGCACAAGAGGCAGCAUGUACAGUAGGAUAUAUACUUUUAAUAACCUGUUAGAUGUGUUGACCUGUGUGUGCUGGAGUAAAAAUAUGUGCCUAAACUAUCCAACUAGGCUAACAGUUGAUCUUAAAUGAUCAUAACAUUUUUUCCUCUUAUUAUUGCACUGCUAGGUAAAGUCUGAAAUUACCAAUGUUUUUUGCAUUGGUCCAGUACAAGAUGGAAGCUUUUCUAAAUGUGGACCAGCUGACUCUAAUUAUACUAUGUGUACAGACUGAUAUAUAAAAUACUGAGACUGCUUUUUGCUUCCCUUCUAAAAUGCUGGAGAGGUGUACAAAUUUAGGUUGUAUGUAAAUGGCUGUAUUUGCCCUCCCACUUAGAGGUGCAGAAAGUAAAUUAUUUGAGAUACAGUCUUAGUUGUGUGCUGUUGACUGAUUUUAAAAAAGCUCAUCUAGUAAGACUUGUUGGUGUCUGGAGUCUUGGACCACAAGAGGCAAAGGAUUAUUACAACUGAGCAGGUGAUGGACAAAACCUUAAUAGCAAAGAAGAGUCCACAGAAGAAACCUGGCAUCUUGUUUGAUAUGCUGUAGAUUUCCAGAUGGAUUGCUUGUUAAAUCAUCUUGAGAAGAGGAAUAGAGCGUGAAUUUCCCUCUACUUUUGUUAUUGCCAAAUAUGUAGCUUCAGAUGAGACUUACGCAGAAUCAGUGAAGAUGGAGUAGAAAGGGGGAUGGCUGGUCACAUUACUCUUGUAAAACUGGAAGCUUGAAAAGGUAUAUGACACCCACUAGAAUUAGUUUGGCAGCUGCAAUAGCAUAUAGUUUAAACUGACACUCCAGACAAGUUGUUUCAGUGCUUGGUGACUGUCAAGAUUACCAGAGCAGAGGAAGAUUCAUAGUGCUGGAGAGUGGGAGGAAAAAACAAACGAGACUACAUAUUCUCCUACAUACACAGUAUUGCUUAUUGGGUAACUAGCACUGUUGCUUGUAUUUUCCUUGGACAGAAUUAAAUGGCUGUCCAGAGACUUUUUUUUUUUUUUUUUUUAACUAUUGUGACUGUUUUUGAGGAAGCAUUUGUAUCCUGAUCAUUUUGAACAGCCCAAAUGAAACUGUUCUGCACCAUUACAUAUAGCAUUUUCCAGUAAAUCCCAAAUGAAAUUGUAGUGAAAUACCAUAGGUUUGUCAACCAUGGUUUUGGCUGUGAAUCUUGUAGAUUGAAGUUGUUUAGGGAGGAAGAGAGUUGCUUUCUUUACUUAAGUUCUUAUUUGAGUAGAUGGGAAACUAUUGAUUGUUCUUGUCUUAUGCUGGUUUGGAAACAGAGUCCAACAGAGAGCAUGCUGGAGUGAUGAAAAUGGACCAGUCAUCUCUUUGAUGUUAUAAUGAAGAAUAGAGUCCAGAAUUGAAGAGUGAACAUCCAUUUUCUGGGGUCAGUUUUGUUCUGUUCACUUUGUAGGGUCACUUCUGUUCAGUAUGUGUGUGCAUAUGUAUGUUUUUUGAAUGUGGUAUUUUCUGCUUCAUUACUUACUUAUAAUUACCUGUGGUCAUCAUCCCUUUCAUAAUGUAGUGUUGAGCUCUCCCUUCGGGGUACUGCCAACUAGAUUGUUCCACUGGCAUGAAGUCUUUGCUGAGCAAAUAUCAGGUAGGAGCACCACGUUUUGUGAAUGGCAUUAAACAUGUGCAGUCUACCUAGUAUGUUUGCAUUCCAAAGGUUACCCAGAGGCUUGGUUUCAGUGUUAGUGGGAGAAGAGGCAGAUGAAGGUUUUAAUCAAGUCAGAAAGUAUGACAUGCAGUAUAUUUCUAGGUGUCUGCCUUCUGUGACAGAAAAAAUGUAUAAAUUCAAAACAAAAGAAAUGCUCAUAUCUUGCAGGGAACUUGCAGCUUAUGACUCUGGAUGGAGAGCUCUUGUAAUUGGCUGCCAGAGGACAAACAUUGCAUAGUGAUUAAGGUUUACCUUCUGCUUACCUUGUUAGUAAUAGGACCCUGACACAGUUGCCUGCUGGACAAGAGUUGCAUGCUCCCUUGUAAGGAUAUUAGAACUCUCCCAGUGCAGAGUAUCUAGAGGUGCCUUCUUAGUUUUUUGCUGUUAGCCUACAUAACUACAGAAGACCUAUUGGAAAAACAUAAGAAAAUAAUCAAUCCUAUUUGAACGAGGAUCAUCCUGAGGGCUGACCCUUAAUCUCUGCUGUCAGUCCAGUGCCUAGGUCCAUAGAGGAGUAUCAUUUCCUAUUGCAAGGAUGGAAAAUAAUGAUUCUAAGAAAUGCAAUCCUGUCAUCCUGAAUUUUGGGAAGGUUGUUUUUUUAACUUAUUAUUUAGGAUUAAGGUAUUAAGGAAUCAACUCUUUGGAAAUUAACCAUUUCAGAGGGGACUUGGAAGAGAACAGCUCCUAGAUUGGAGAGGGCUGCUUUGCUGUUUCUCAAGGUUAGCUCUAAUAUUCAUCAGCCCUAUUCUCAGUAUUGAUUUGGCUUUACAGUCUUUGAGAGAGAGGCAGUUGCUUUUCAUUCCGUGAGUCUCUCAUGGAUGAGAAUUCCUUCUCUGAAGUGUGACCUUGGCAUUGUAGAGCUGAGGCUUCUGUGGAUGACUGGUGGCAUCACUACAAUCAAAGAAGUGAUAGUAAAGGGUGUCACUCUCCAACAUCCUGCCUUCCCUUCCUGCUGAGAUGUCUAACAGGAUACCUUAUUUUUACCAUACUGCCCAUGGCACGUGUUUAGAUAAGAUGGGAAGGAUUUGUGUCCCAAUACUUCACUCUGGUUUUUUGGGGUGGUAUUUGCUUGCAUCUUUUUUUAUGAAAAUAGCCUUAUUUAUUGUUACUUAAUGGGUUACAUUUUGAUGCUUGAUUUUUCUUUUUCAUGUUUGCUUCUUUCUGGUUAGUUGUCUGCGAGUUCUCUUGCCUGUCUACUUGCCUUCCCAUCUCACUAUUUGUAUGCAAAAUUGCUGCAGUAAUGGAUGUGGAUGGAAAUAACAUUAUUUCUCCUUUCUUGCAUGUAACUCAGUCAGUCUCUUGGGAAACAAGUGCUAGUGUCCCUCUGCCACUGCAAAAUAGCUCAAAAACUAUUGCAGUCCAAGUAGUUCUCCAGCAAGUGAUGCAUACAAGGAUUCUCUCCAGAAUAUGACACUUGCAGUCCAUAGAGAUGGAACCGUCUUGACCCAGACAAAAGCCGUUGUGAGUUUGCCCUAUGAAAAUGCUGUAUAUUGGGGAGAACUGAAUAGGCAGCAGCCUUCUUCAAAGGAUAGUUAUUAGUAUAGAUGUUUUCCUUUGAGGUGGAAGCAGUGGAGAAUAAAGUGUGAUAUUCAAAGGCAGAGAACUAAUUCCUGCUGUAGUGUUAUCACAUUCAGGUGAACUUGCUUCAGUUGGAUGGUGAUUUCUCUGUUAACUCCAAACUUGGUACUGUAGUUUAGGGGUUUCAAAUAUGCCUCCAGUCCUGGGCUGGAUCCAGCUUGGGGCACAGAGGGCUUCGGAGGUAGCAGCUGCAGCUCCUGCCCAGUGCAUGCAGCAGCAGUGGUGGUGACAGUGCAUGCCGUGUACCCCAUGCUAGAACUGAAACUGCUGCUGCCACCAUGUAUUUCAUACCAGGGUGGCAGCUCCUGCUCCAGAAGGGAGAACAUGGCAGCAACAGCUUUGAGUCUGGCAUGGGGUAGAGACCGCAAAGGAGCCAGUGGCUGAGAAACUGAGGCUACAACAGUGGCCAUGGGCAAAGUGGCUAGAGGGUAACCAGGGCUGUCAGCCACUACUUAUCCUCCUGCCAGUAAGUACCAUGUCCACUGCAGCCCAAGGGCCCCAAGUUGUCAAGCCCCUCCCCCCCCAGUCAUGCCCUGCAACUUCUGGUGGCCAAUUGGUGGGCCAGGUACAGUGGCUCUGCAGGCUGGAUCAUCUGCUUGACACCACUGCUUCAGUUCCAAAAAUAGACUGUAGUGCUGGCUCUCCAGUUUUUAAGUUAAUUUUCAGUUGAGCAGGUAUUUCUGCUAUUAAGUAUUUUCAUGCUUGUGUAAGCUAUUUCAGUGAUUGGAUUAAACCUCAAUGGAUUUUUACAAUUUGGCCUUUAUCAUCUUUAAGAGCAGCUUGCAAACACAUUUUUGUACUGAUGCUUCCAUUUUCUGAGGCUGGAAAUGAGCUCAGUUCUUUACCCCAAUGAUGGGCCACUGCUACUACAACCAACUAAAUGGGACCCAAUUCAGUCGAGGCUCAUUUGAGGGAGGGAAGACCAGCAUUAACUGGUGCAGCCAAGGUCUAAAACUAGUAUAGUUGCUUUUGUCCUAUACUGUUAGGCUUCAGAAUUCUGCCUACUGGAUGUGAUGAUGUAUGUUACUUGGAGAAUCUAUCUGCAAGACUGGGGAGCAGUGUCUUGUUGCCUGUUCUGGAUAAAAGCAGUCUGUACUACUACCUCUUUCCAAACCAAACCUCCUCCUAGUUUGAUUUUUGUUCAGUUGUUUGAAAGCAAAAGAUCUGUGUUCUCAGAUGGGACUCUUCAGUUUUAAGUGAUCCUAGUUAUACAUACCUGCUGCAUUCAGAGAACAAAAGUGCUUAGACAGCUGUUAGUUGGGAAAGUUAUUAGGAUGGAGAAUACAGAGGUGUAAAUUUUUCCCAUAAGGUUAUUCUUUGAAACUUGUACUUAAUAGAUGCAGUCAGGAAUCAUUUGACUAAUGUUCUGCAUGUCAGACUACAAAGAACACUGACAAGGUGGAGAGGUUUGUUUGUAUGAAGUGGGGAUGCAUGUGUUUGCACAGGGAAGGAUCUGAAUAACUUUCAGUAGUAAUGUUACAAGCCUCCCUAGCUCCAAUGCACAAAACAGACCCAAGCAGGAAGUCAUACUGUACAGCAGAAUCUGUUUGAACUUCAUUUUUUAAACAUAACAUUAACAAUUCUUUUUUGCAAAUUGUUUGUUUUUCCUUUAUGUGUAUAAAAUCCUGGCCGUUUCUUGUUUUUACAUGUUCAUGCUGUGUAAUUUUGAGAUGUUACUGAGAUUCUGAACAUAAUGUGCAUUUUUUCUGUACAGAUGAAAUGGGAGAAUUUAAUAAAAAAAAAAAGUCUGCAGGUUUUUUU
Molecule: messenger RNA, 9580 nt
Organism: Gavialis gangeticus (Gharial)
Lineage: Eukaryota; Metazoa; Chordata; Crocodylia; Gavialidae
Gene: GLG1
Product: golgi glycoprotein 1
Exons: 25
Cellular component (GO): Golgi membrane
Molecular function (GO): fibroblast growth factor binding
Source: RefSeq, a predicted model, not a curated record